This is a messenger RNA of Brassica rapa (field mustard), 3935 nucleotides long. Its product is annotated as GDSL esterase/lipase At4g01130. NCBI's taxonomy places the organism in Eukaryota, Viridiplantae, Streptophyta, Magnoliopsida, Brassicales, Brassicaceae. Gene Ontology annotation, molecular function: hydrolase activity, acting on ester bonds. The record is from RefSeq and is a predicted model, not a curated record.
AAAACUUAUUUUAGUUAUUUUUUUCAGAGUUAUUUUUGUGACAAAAAUUUAAAAAAGAGUAUCUUAAUUUUUUUUUCAAGUUUAUAGUGAUCGUUGUAGCGGUAAAAACUCUAUGUAUCAUUAUUAACUGAACCUAUAACUGUUUUUUUUUACCAAAUCAACUUUAGUGGUAUGUGUUUUUGCCUAAUUCAUAUUAUGGAUAUAUAUAAUUUAUAGUAAAAAUAAAUUUUCUUUUAAAAAUAAAAGCCAGAAAUUCUUCAUUUUGUUACUCAACCUAACAAUCCCAUAACGUUUCCUUUACUACAGAGAUACGUAUUUUACCGUAAAGCUUCUUGUGUAUAUACAAACAGACACAAUGGGUCACGGACCCAACAAUGACAAAGGCAUAUUAUAAACACUAAAUAUCUCAAUCGUCUCUCUCUGAAACACUCACAAACUGAGAAAAAUGGAUUCUGUUCUAAACAGAAGAGUAUCUUUCUCUCUUCUAAUCGUGAUCAUUGUGAUGUUCUCUUCGUAUAAAGCUGAUUCCAAAUGUGAAUUCAAGGCAAUUUUCAAUUUCGGAGACUCAAAUUCUGACACUGGAGGAUUUUGGGCUGCUUUUCCGGCUCAAUCCGGCCCAUGGGGGAUGACUUAUUUCAAGAAACCGGUCGGCCGUGCUUCAGACGGUCGUCUCAUCGUUGAUUUUUUAGCGGAAUCUCUUGGAGUGCCUUUCCUUAGCCCAUACUUGCAAUCAAUUGGAUCCGAUUUUCGACACGGUGCAAACUUUGCGACCUUAGCAUCUACCGUUCUUUUGCCAAACACGUCUUUGUUCGUCUCCGGAAUCAGUCCUUUCUCACUCGCCAUUCAACUAAAUCAGAUGAAACAAUUCAAGGUUAGAGUAGACGAGUUCCAUUCCUCAAACCGACAAGGGUUGCAUAUUUUACCGCCCAGCAAUAUUUUCGGAAAAUCGCUGUAUACGUUUUAUAUCGGCCAAAACGAUUUCACAUCGAAUUUAGCUUCCAUUGGAGUGGAUGGUGUAAAACAGUAUCUUCCUCAAGUCAUUGGCCAAAUUGCUGGAACGAUUAAGGAGAUAUAUGGAAUAGGGGGUCGGACAUUUUUGGUAUUGAAUUUAGCACCGGUUGGAUGUUACCCGGCGAUUAUAACCGGUUACCCUCAUACUAUUUCGGAUUUGGACAAGUUCGGAUGUCUCAUUCCCGUAAACAACGCCGUCAAAUAUUACAACAUGUUAUUGGACAAGGCAUUAUCCGAGACAAAAACCGUACUGAAAAACGCUACCGUUAUAUACUUGGACACUCACAAGAUACUGCUCGACCUCUUUCAACACCCCAAAUCCUAUGGUAUGAAAUACGGUAUUAAAGCUUGUUGUGGAUACGGUGGACGUCCGUACAACUUCAAUCAGAAGUUAUUUUGCGGCACCACAAAAGUAAUCGGAAAUUCUUCUGCGACGGCCAAGGCUUGCCGUGAUCCGAAAGACUACGUGAGUUGGGACGGAAUUCACGCUACGGAGGCUGCAAACCGCCGCAUUUCGACGGCCAUUCUCGAUGGCUCGAUAUCAUAUCCUCCGUUUGCGCUCAACCACCUAUGUUCGUCUGUUUAACAGUCUUAUUCUUUUGACUUAUACAAUUUUCACAUGUACGUACUUUUGGGUUUAAAGCUAGUUUAUAUAAUAAGGCAUAAGCACUAUUUCAAAUCAAUAGUAGUGCAAUCUCCUAACAUUCAUGUUGUUGUACAUACUGGAAGCAUAUUAGUUGAGAAAUGGGUAAGAUGUGAAUUUUAAGACAAUUCACCAACUAAGCAUUUAAAACAAGAGUCCAUAAUAUUAUGCUUAACUAAUUAUAAUACAUAAAAAACUUUUUGUCCAAGGGUCCAAUAUAGUUUCAAGCCGGCAUUGAGUACUUGUUGUAUUAUAUAUAUGCUAACUAGUGAAUAAAAAUAUUUAAGUACAAAACACUUCAUUUUCGUCUGACUAAUACAUCUGUCAGUUGCUAUUCAAAUACGAGUUCCACUAUUGAUAGAUAACUUUGUAUUUUUAGUAUAUUCAGUAUUGCAUAAAGAGAGAUAAAUUUAACAGAAAUAAUUUAUUGCCUUGAUUAAUCCAACAUCUAUCUUGAUCCAUUUUGAGUUUAGAGCUAGUCUUCAGUGAAGGUCAAUAUAUGUGUUUUGAUAUAGAUACAAUUUUUCGGUUUAUGUGGAUACAAAAAUACAUAUGGUAAAAACCGAUACAUGUAUAUUUAUGUUCGAUAGAAAAAAUUUUUUAAUUCAUUCUUUGAUGAACAUAUAGCAUAAUAGUUUCAUAUGUGUAUUGUAUAUGUACACUCGUAACUAUUACAUUUCCCAAUCUAUCAACCAAUAUGACAAAAAAAAAAUAAUAGAAAAAACAAUCAAAUCACGCCGAAUCGCCAAGCUGGACGCAGAUGAAUCAGAUGAAGCGGACGAGCUGGAAGCAGAGGAAGAGGAGGAAGAAGAUUUGGAUUCAUGGGAUUAAUAACAAGAUUUCUUAUAAAAGCAAGGAAGACUGUGCCAAAGAAGAGAGAGUAGGAGCGGCUUUGUUUUGGCUAUAGGAUAGAGGAUUGCAAAGGAAGAUGGUCGGUUCAUCUAAAAAGAAAAAUAUGAUCAAAGCUAGACUCUGGAAGAAACUUUUACACAAGUCUGAUGGGGGGGGGGUGCGGGAGGUGGUUCUUUCGGAGGGUGUGGCUGCAGCGGCGGCGGCGCUCGUGCCUGAAUGUACCGAAUGAACAUCUCCAAUUCCAUGGUUAGUGCAAACAGAACUCCUAAGAAGAUGGAGACUCGUAAGAUCUCUUUGUAGUAGAGACUCACAAACAUCGAUCCGCAGCUUGAAUCAAAGUACUAGUUAGGUGAGUAAUUUUGAAUGUAAAUGAGAGUUACUAUAGUUUGAUUUCACUAUCACUAAUUAGAUCUCGCAUAAAAAUAAGAAUUUUAAUGCAUAUUGUCAAGUAAACUGAUGGAGAGUAAUUAUCGAGGCUCUGGUAGAUAAACGCAAUCCUAUUAGCAUAUAGCAUUGUUUUAACCAUUUGAGGACUGUAGAUAAAGAUCAUACAAUUUAUUUGCUCAUUCAUUUUUAUUAAAUAAAAACAAUGAUAUUAAGAAUUUUUUUGUAUAAAUUAAUCAAAAUAGCAAGUUUAUAUAUAUAAAAAUUAUAGAAAAAAAUACCACUACAAUCAAAGUAUAAGUCUUACUUACUAUUUAAGUUGCAUAGAGUGUAGAAAAUCUCAAAAUAGAGAACACACAAAUAAUAUAUUUAUAUAUAUGAAAACACUACAAAGUAACAUGCAAGAAUUGAAACAUCACUUUCUAGAUUGACACAAUAGCACUUAAUCUUUGAGUAUAACAAUUACAAAAUAAACCUUACCAAAUAAGGAUAAAUUAAAAAUUUAAACUACAACUAUUACGAGAUAAACAAGAAAACGUCAAAAUAGAUCAAAAAUACGAUUAUAUGGUCCAUUUUUAAAAUGGGCCUAGAAGAGGCCUUAAACCCCGCAGAAUGCAAGUAUUCUAUAAUCACCACUGAGUAGGAUUUCUGAAGAUGAGAGAAGCGACCAAUAAGAGCAGGAGAAAUGUACACGUGUCGCUACGCGGAAUCUUGUCUGGUCAAAAGCGCAGCAGAACAAACAAACAAAAAAUAGAGUGUGGAGAAAUUAGAGAAGAAGAAAUUAUCGGUGUGCUUCGAUGGCGAUGACAGUAGCAGCUUCGAUGGCGAUGGCAGUGAUGGUUCCACGUGUCCCCUCCGUCUCGGCCCGCUGCUCCGCCGUUCCUUACCUUCCUCCUCGCUCUUUUGGCCGAUCCUCUUUCACUGUUCCGGCGAAGCUACUUUCAGGGAAUGGUUUACACAAGGUCGAAUUGAUGAAGACGAGAGCUUCUUCAUCAGACGAGACCUCAACGGCCAUUGACACCAAUGAACUCUUCACAGACUUGAA